Molecule: messenger RNA, 453 nt
Organism: Striga asiatica
Lineage: Eukaryota; Viridiplantae; Streptophyta; Magnoliopsida; Lamiales; Orobanchaceae
Source: the annotation of a GenBank genome assembly
AUGGACCUCUCAGAGGCUUCGCCUUCGCCACCUUCCUCGCCUGCAUCUACCCCAGCCGCUAUUCCGUCAGCCGCAGAUAUAGCUGAGCCCGCUGUCGACCCUGUUUCGGUACAAGGGGACAGAAGAGGGCCUAUCAACUUCCCCAACGCGCACGGUAUUCAAUUCCAUUCGUGGGCUCAAGUCAAUUCUUACGAGCGGUUGACGGAGCGGAGGAUAGUCCCCACUAUAUAUGUUGAUGAGUUUCUGUUGAAAACUCUUGGGUUGCACGAUGAUGUGAUGCAGAUGCUAGACGUUAUGGGGUGGAGGAAGGUGAUGACAGGAAACUGGCCGGUGUUCGUCGACCUAACACUCGAGUUCCUCAGCACCUUCCGAAAGAAGACUGAGGAUGUGUUGGAGUUUCAGCUGGGAACCGAGUGUUCGAGUGGAGCUACUCUGAGCUUGCAAAUGCAUUAG